AUGAAUAUUCCAGCUGAUGAUAAUUUAUUUGGGUUAAAUUUUGAUGUAGAUGCUUCAACUGUCAAGAAGAAGACAGAUAAUUCCAAAUCGAUGAAAGCGAAGCAGUAUAGAUUGAGUCAUGCAAUCAAAGUUUCAGCAAUAAACAAACGGAGGAAAAUUCCCGGGCCUAUUUAUUCAUUUAGCAGAUACAAAACUCCAACCCCCAUACAAUCCCAAAGCAUUCCUAUCAUGAUUCAGCACCGUAACCUACUUGCUUGUGCACCGACAGGUUCCGGAAAAACAGCUGCUUAUCUUCUUCCGGUGCUCAAUCAGUUACUGAGCAUAAACAUCUCUGAAAAUUCCGAGUCCAUGAGCAGUCCGAUUGAGAAGACAUCAGAACAUAAAAUAUUUCCGUUUGCUAUGAUCUUAGCACCAACUCAGGAGCUAAUGCACCAAAUCCGUUCCGAAGCAAUUAGGCUGUUUUCUGGCGUCAAAGGCGAUUGCUUCAUAGCAGCUUUGCAUAAAAAACAUUACUCUGUUCGCUGCAAAAAGAUAAUAAAACCAUCGGACAAUGAUAUUUCAACAAAUAAAUCAAAAAAAGUUCGUGAAUUGAGAUUACCUUCAAGCACUAAAGUCCUUAUUUCUACCCCUAGUCGACUAAGUGCUCUAUUAUCUCUCCCAUCAAACUGCUGUCCCAUUGAUUUGUCCAGACUCUCUUGGCUUGUGAUAGAUGAAUGUGAUAAGAUGCUGGAAGUCAAUUUCAACGAUAUAUCUUUUUCUAAAUCAGAACAUAGUAACAUGGCGAAAUACCGACCUCGAGGAUUUCACAAUCAAGUUGCACCUAUUUUUGAAGCGAUUCAGAAAGUUGACCUCGGUGGACAGUCAAAUAGAAAACUUACAGUCGCUUUAUUUUCGGCUACUGUUCCUGAUGAGGUUGUUUCAUGGGUACGAAAUCAGCUACCUGUCCUCCUAAAAUUGAGUGAUUUGGAAUAUGAGUUAGUCCAAUUACGAGUUGGUAUCCGAAAUGCUGCUGUUUCUACUGUCAAACAAGAGUUACGUUAUUGUGCUACAGAACAGGGAAAACUGUUAGAGAUGCGUUAUCUACUGGCUAAUGGACUAGCUUAUCCAUGCUUAAUUUUUAUGCAGUCUCGAGAUAGAGCCAACGAAAUUCUUAAGGAAAUUUUAUUGUCUGAUUCAGAUAUUCUUGCGAAUGUUAUUUCAAGUGAUAAAACAGAAGCUCAGCGUGCAAGUGUGGUUCGUGCUUUCCGUCAGGGACAACUUCAUGUUCUUAUAUGUACAGAUUUAUUGGGUCGUGGAAUAGACUUUAAAGGUGUCAGUAUGGUAGUCAAUUAUGAUGUUCCUCCACUAAAGCAAGAAUAUAUACACCGCAUUGGUCGAACUGGCCGAGCUGGUCACCAUGGGCGGGCAAUUACCUUGUGGACUGAUUCUGACCUCCCGCAUAUGGAUGGGAUAUUGUCUGUAAUGAAACGAAGCGGUUCUGAAGUUGAUGAAGAACUAGAAAGACUUGUGAAUGAAUGGAAGAAACGGCGAGUAAAUCUUAUGUGUAAACAAACAAAAGCUGACAGGAAAAAACUUUUAAGUGGUUCAAUUAGUCGUCGGCGUGGCGAAAGACGCCUUGCUUACAAGGUACUUAAAAGCUCCAGCAAAGAAAAUAGUACUGAAAAUACUGAUAUUCCAGAUAAGAGCUUGUGGUUCAGACCAUGGAAUCCUUACAGAGGCCGUAUAAGUGAAGUACCCGGUGCACUAAGCAAAAAAAGGAAGACUGAAUAA
Messenger RNA from Schistosoma turkestanicum, 1770 nucleotides. The record is from the annotation of a GenBank genome assembly. Lineage: Eukaryota; Metazoa; Platyhelminthes; Trematoda; Strigeidida; Schistosomatidae.